Messenger RNA from Ceratosolen solmsi marchali, 2457 nucleotides. It is a transcript of the gene Rip11, whose product is annotated as Rab11 interacting protein. The coding region runs from base 611 to 2179 and encodes 522 amino acids. Gene Ontology annotation, molecular function: small GTPase binding. The record is from RefSeq and is a predicted model, not a curated record. Gene Ontology annotation, biological process: regulated exocytosis. The transcript has 7 exons. Gene Ontology annotation, cellular component: intracellular membrane-bounded organelle. Lineage: Eukaryota; Metazoa; Arthropoda; Insecta; Hymenoptera; Agaonidae.
GCCGAGAUUAUCGAGAGCCACGCUCGUGAAUCGCACACGUCGAGGCUACUCGAUCGCCAUACGCAACUCGCGCUUCAUUCCUCCUCGAGCGGCUCUCAAUCUAUGUAUGAGCAAGCGAGAUAGCCAUAAAAAUCUUACUCGUUAAUCAUCUCGAUCGCGAAAUACAACGCUUUCACGACGGUAAUCAUCCCUUUGCUUUAAAUUCGAUGAAGAACAAUUGAGGCUAAAACAAGACAUGUGAGACGAAAGAAAAAAAGCUAUCGGCUAACAUUUCAAAGCUGCUUGUUAUCCAAAUUCGGGAAAGAUGCUGGCAGUUCUUCCCUUGGAUGUUGCUUGACUGCCAAGCAGCGAGUUAGAAAGGUAACGGAUGGAUGCCCGAGGCACUUUGAAUUUGCGAUACGCAGCUGGUCGAUGGAGAUGCGCAGCUACGAUGCGCACAAACUCGACAGUGCUGUGGUGCGCGCGCGCAUUAAUGCAAUUUCAGAAGCGACGGGUGCGCUCUCGCGGGCAGACGUUGAGUGGAAGGAAGUGGAGGUGGUUAAAAACAAGAACAAAGUCGAAGGUAUAAUUGUGCUGCGAGAGCAUCCUAAGGAGACCUGGAGCCACAAGCAUGUGGAGCCCGACGCACGUCCAAGUGAUCGUUCAACGUGCCAAGGGUCUCAUUACCAAGGGAAAGAACAGAACGAACGACUGUUUCGUAACAAUCGCACUGGGAAAGGAAAAAUAUCAGACAUCCGUAAAAGAGAAGGCGAGCGAAAAUGUCGAGUGGCACGAGGAAUGCGAGCUACAGAUACCGCAGCAGGGCAAUACCGCAGAAAUUAUUCUCACAACCCUCCAUAGGAACUUCAUCGGAGUUGAUGAAUUUCUCGGCACCGUUCGCAUACCGCUCUCCAGUUUCGAUAUCUACGAAAUGCCGAGAAACAGAUGGUACGAGCUGAGCGGUAAACCUGGCAAAGAGAACACAAAAGAAAGAGGCAAACUUGAGGUGCGAAUUUGUUUUAUCGUGCGCGCAGGUAGUCUGACUGAUUUGACAAAAAAGGAGCGACAUAAGAGUUCAUUGGGUCAGCUAUCAUCAGUAGCUCAAUCCUUUGGAGGUAGUCUUCUGAGCAUCGCUAGCUUAGAGAAGCGCAAAGGUCUGAAAAAGCUUGCUAAAUCUAUCGGUGGCAAAGUACGUGGCAAGAGUCAAAAUAAAAAUAAACUUGAUGAUAUAUGUGAUGAAGAGGAAAUCAGGGUAGGGGAGAGGCCUCGAACCGCCGGCCAGGAACACGGAGAUGCAGACCCCGGCGUUAUCAGUGACGAGGAUGACGACUUCACGUUUGAUGACCUCUCGCACAAAAGCUCAACAUCGUCUCUAAACUCAUCGGCAACACCAAACAACACCUGGAAGAACAACGAAGUUCUAACGCGAGACAAUCGUAAUAACACAUCACGUCCUGGAACCCUGGGUAUAUAUAUUGGUUCGGAUAAUAGACAGUCUGAAACGCAAACGGUCGUCUUCGGAAGUACGCCGCCGUCCAAGCCACCACGCUUCGUCCUCGGCUCCAACGGUUCUGGUAGCUUUGCUAUCAAAUCGGAAAACCAGCAGCAACAAGGAAAUAUAGCCGAAGACGAAUGGGGACAAAAGCUCUACGGGUUUCAAACUGGUAGCGCUCUUAAAAGGUGGGAGAACAAACAAACGAGCCCGAAAAUUGUAAUCGAGGGGCCGCACGAAAAUACAGAUACAACGGUAUCGGAACGCAGCACGUCUCCACGAUCUUCGCCUAUCACGAGAUUGAGCAACGAAAUCAGUGAUUCAUUACGAAUCCAACAAAUGCGUAAAGACAAGGACAAACACAAAUUCAUUAAGGAGGCUGAGCGCAAGGAACGCGCUAAAGAAAAAGGCAUCGGUAAGCCAUCUUCCGAGAGGAUCAUUAUCGGAGGUGAGGAGUCAGCUAGCCAAGCUAUACAACCUGGACGAUUUCCCCGAGAAAUUUCCGACCAGUUCGACGGUAAAUCACGAGAGGAUCUCAUUGAAUUGGUACUUCAACUUCAACUUGAUGUGUCAGAUCAGAAAAAACGACUGCACGAUCUGGAAGAUUACAUUGAUUCAUUGCUCUUAAGGGUGAUCGAAUCCUCGCCGCGCCUCUUACAAAAUCCUUAUCAGCCAACGCGUCGACUUUCAUCACCAGGACACCAGUGAUAAACCUACUUAAUAAUCUUAUUUGUCUUCCAAAAAAACUGCUGACAUAUCUGUACAUAAAUUAAAAAAAAAGAUAUACUAAUAGUGACGUCCUUUUUUUGAGAUUUGUAUUUGCAAGUAAGACGAAAGCUCUUCAAAAAAAGAAAAGCAGGCUGAGGAAUAUCCGUCCGAAAUUCUUUAUAUUCCUAAUUUCCUAUUUCCCUGUAUUUGAUUUUGUUCUUAAAUAAUAUAUUUUAUUUUUAAUAUUAAUAUAAACAAAAUAUAUGUAUGCAUGUUUG